AAGCCCUUCAGUGCUCUGGCCUUCUCCCACGAUGGGAAGCACCUGGUCACCGGGGAGAGUGGUCACAUGCCCUGUGUGCGGGUGUGGGAGUUGGAGGGGGGGCAAGUGGCGGAGGUUCAGUCUCAUAAAUACGGAGUCUCCUGCGUGGCGUUCUCCACCAACAGCUGCUACAUCGUCUCCGUGGGAUACCAGCACGACAUGACCGUCAACGUGUGGGACUGGAGGAAAGGUUCGAUCAUCGCCUCCAACAAGGUGUCCAGCCGAGUGUCCGCCGUCUCUUUCUCGCAGGACAACAGCUACUUCGUCACCGCAGGAAACAGACACGUCAAGUUCUGGUACCUCGACGCCUCCAAAGAACGACGGGUGAACAGCACGGUGCCUCUGAUUGGUCGGUCGGGGUUGCUAGGUGACCAUAAGAACAGCGUGUUCAGUGGGGUGGCGUGCGGGCGUGGCCCCGCAGCGUCCAGCACUUAUUGCAUCACCAGCUCCGGCCUGCUGUGUCGGUUCAACAGCAGCCGUCAGCUGGAGGCGUGGGUCGACCUCAAGACGUCGUCGGCGAGCUGUCUGGCCAUCAGCGAGGACUUUAUCUUCUGUGGAUGUGCUGACGGUGCCAUCAGAGCAUUCAGUCCCUCUAACCUGCAGUACGUCACCACUCUGCACCGCCCACACCGCCUCGGGGUCGACCUCACACAGAGCCUUCAGCACAGUCCAGGGGCUCAGUACCCCGACACGUUGGCCCUGACCUUUGACCCGGCCUCCAGACACCUGACCUGCGUGUACAACGACCACAGUGUGUAUGUGUGGGACGUUAAAGACGUGAGGAACGUGGGGAAGCUGUACUCCGCUCUGUACCACAGCAGCUGUGUGUGGAGCAUAGAAGUGUACCCGGAGCUGUUGGAUGCGUCUCAGGCCUGCCUGCCUCCCUCCUCCUUCCUCACCUGUUCGUCUGAUAACACCGUCAGACUGUGGAACACCGACCCCCCCAUCACACACCGAAACCUCUACAGCAACGACUUGCUGCGGAUCGUUUACGUCGGGGAGAACAUGCAGCACCUGCAGGCCGAGGGGGGGGAAGCAGGGGCUGAUGGGAAGGCAGGAAUCAGAGUCCUGGGAGUCAGUCCUGAUGGGAAACACCUGGCAGCUGGAGACCGCUGCGGAAACCUGCGGAUCUUUGGUCUGGAGUUCCUGGACGAGCUGGUGAAGAUCGAGGCUCAUGACUCGGAGGUUUUGUGUCUGGAGUUUUCCCCGAUCUCCACAGGUGUGAAGCUGUUGGCGUCGGCCAGCAGAGACAGACUGAUCCACGUCUUCAACCUGGAGAAGAACUACAGCCUGGAGCAGACGCUGAGCGACCACUCGGCCUCCAUCACUGCCGUCAAGUUCACAGGUGAGAGUCCGGAGGUCCGAAUGGUGAGCUGUGGGGCCGACAAAAGCAUCUACUUCCAGACCGCCGAGCAGACGGCCGAGGGUCCGUCGUUCUCUCGGAGUCACCACGUGGUGGAGAAAACCACGCUGUACGACAUGGACCUGGAUUCAACCCGGACUCACGUCGCCAUCGCCUGCCAGGACCGAAACAUCAGGGUGUAUAACGUGGAGACGGGGAAGCUAAAGAAGUGUUUGAAAGGCUCGUCCAGCGAUGAAGGAGCUCUGCUGAAGGUUCAGAUGGAUCCGUCCGGGUCCUUCUUCGCCACCAGCUGCUCCGAUAACAUCUCCAUCUUCGACUACGAGUCCGGAGAGUGUGUCGCCACCUUGUUCGGACACUCAGAGAUCGUCACCUGUAUGAGGUUCAGUCAGGACUGCAAACACCUCAUCACUGUGUCCGGAGACAGUUGUGUGUUUAUCUGGAGGCUUGACUCUCAGAUGACCAGCAUCAUGAAGAAGAGGCGAGGCCUAAAGAUGGCUGCCGCUCCUGAAGCCUGCAGCCGCAAGCUACCUAGCAUCAGGAGGGAGACCUUCAUCACGGGACCCUCCUCUCAGCUGCCUCACAUGGAGGAAGAGGAGGAAGAGGAGGAAGUGGAAGACCUCGGGACUCCUGACUCCAGACUCGACUCUGCUCACGAAGCUCAGCUGCUUCAGACCAACGGGAAACUCCCGCUGUGGUUCAGGAAACUGCAUGGUCAGGGCGGGGCCUCUGCUGCCGUCCAAUCAGCCGCUGAGCCUCAUCAGGUGAGGAGUCGGUGGGCGGAGCAACGAGACCCUCUAAACAUCGUCUCCAACUUCUCCCCGAGUCCCACCCAGAGUCCUGGGGAGGAAGAGGAGGAGCAGAGGGAGGAAGAGGAAGAGCAGAGGGAAGAGGAGGAAGAGGAGGGACACUUCCACCCUCAGAGUCUGGAGAGUCUGCUGGUAGAGGAAGAGGAGGAAGAGGAUGAAGAUGGAGAGGAGGUGCCGCAGAAUCCAGGUGAGAAGAGGAGCAGCUACAUCCUGUACCCUGAUACCAACACCACCACCGACAGAGAGUUCGAUGUGCAGGGUGCGACCGAGGGAGAGGGGGCGGAGCCUGUGUGGAGCAGAAAGGGGGCGGAGCCUGUGUGGAGCAGCCAGCUGAGUCCAGACUCCGCCCUCUCCGAAGGCUCCGCAGGCAGUCUGGAGCAGCAGCAGGACGCCGACACGGACUCACUGAGUCAGGGCAGCUCGGUGGGCAGUCUGAUUCUGGAGGAGGACGAGGACUCGCUGAAGAUCCACUUCGACACUCUGGCCUCCGGUUUGACCGACGAGAAGUUCGACACCGACCUGAGGGCUCUGCUGCCUCCGGAUGAGAAACGUUACCUGAACCCCCGCCUCAGCAUCUCAACCGCCUUCCUGUCGCGCUUCCAGGACAGGAUCAGGUUUGGUCCGAGCCGAGCGCCACCUCCCGCUAUGACUCCCAGAAUCUCAGAGGAGAGCUACGUCAGCAACUCAUCGGUGAGCUCGGACGCGAGCAGCGAGGCCAGCUGCUCUGAAUCCACCCAGAAAGAAACCAGCAUCAGCGGUGCCGUGCUUCACCGUAGAGCUUCCAGCAUGAUUUCCCAUCAGUCUCUUCGCCGCCUCAAACGCAGACGACACACUGUGGUUCACGUCCAGUGCAGAGACAUGCUGCAAGACGUCACCUCCAGGACUCUCAACCUCAGCCUGGGCUCGGCUGCCCAGCAGGGGGUGCCACGGCUCGGAUACUUAGGGACCACGGCCAGCUCCAGGGCCAAAAAGGGCCAAGACCCCGCCUCUGAGGAGAAGGAGAACCUGGACCUCCAGAGCAGUGACCAGGACCAGACCUGCAGCCCGCAGGAGUUGGCCACGCCCCCCGCUAUGAUGUCACUGGGCGGAGCCACGCCCCCUGAUGUGGUGUCACUUGGUGGAGCCACGCCCCCCGCUGUGAUGUCACUGGGCGGAGUCAGGAGGUGGAGCCUCUGCAGCGAGGAGGAGACCCUGACCAAUCAAAACCUAACUAUCAUCAUAAGCCCCACCCCCACACGUGACACCAUCGCCUCUGACAUCAUCGAGCAGGAGGCGGGAGAUCCAGGAUCAUUAGACCCCCCCCGCCUCUUCCUCUUCUCCUCUGACGGAAACACAGCACCCCCCUACAG
Messenger RNA from Gymnodraco acuticeps, 3557 nucleotides. RefSeq names its product WD repeat domain 62 (gene wdr62). Gene Ontology annotation, cellular component: mitotic spindle. The record is from RefSeq and is a predicted model, not a curated record. NCBI's taxonomy places the organism in Eukaryota, Metazoa, Chordata, Actinopteri, Perciformes, Bathydraconidae. Gene Ontology annotation, molecular function: protein binding. Gene Ontology annotation, biological process: neurogenesis; mitotic spindle organization; regulation of mitotic cell cycle.